Homalodisca vitripennis (glassy-winged sharpshooter) is the source of this 873-nucleotide messenger RNA. RefSeq lists its product as uncharacterized. The transcript has 3 exons. The coding region runs from base 355 to 873 and encodes 172 amino acids. The record is from RefSeq and is a predicted model, not a curated record. NCBI's taxonomy places the organism in Eukaryota, Metazoa, Arthropoda, Insecta, Hemiptera, Cicadellidae.
GGUCAUUUGAGAAACCCCAUAAGUCAAUUUUUAGCUAAAUUUAGUUUUUUAUAUUUUUGCAAUCAACAGAUAUAAAUACACAGUUCCUCUGAGAAACAACAUAAGUCAGACUUUUUUUACCAACUUUAUAAUGCCACAAAGUUUUAGUUCACUUGAGAAACACCAUAAGUCAGUGACUUAUAGUGUUUCUCAAGUGAACAGCAGCAACAGCUGACACCUUGAUCAGUGAUCAGCUGUUUACAUUGCACUAACAAUUCCAGCCCAGGUUUGAGGUUAUGGUGGGAUAUUAAAGAGUAGCCUAUUUUCUUUGUUCGUCUAAUAUCGAAAUUGAAACAUUUUAAAAUCAUUAUCAGAAUGAAUGAGCUAGAUGUUAAUUUAGAGAUUCAGAAACGUAAAAGGAAAAAGGGUGUUCUCAAUAAAUCCGAGUACAAGGCCGAAAUAAUUAAAAAAGCCAGAGUUUCAGGAAGCUCAUACAUAAGUUGGACUGGAAAAGAAGUACCAGAAAUAACUCCAGGAGAAGAUUGCAAGUGUCGGCGGAAGUGCUUCACAAAAGUGGCAGAUGAAGAACGGAAACGGAUAUUUGAGACCUUUAGAAGUUUGGGGUCUAAAAAUGAGCAAGACAACUAUCUACAAUCUUUGAUUGCAGCAACUGAAGUUAAACAGAAACGGUGGAGGAAAUCAAGUGAAAUAUCACGUAAGCCAGAUAGAGGAAAUACAUUCAUUUACGAAGUAUCAACACCAUCUGGGAAGCAGCAGGUAGAUAACCACUGGAUGAAGAAGCUAAAGCCCGAGCUGGUGUGCUUGGCCGCGGCCGUAGUGAAGCAGUGGCAGCAAGAGGCCGUGACCGAUGUCGAGAACGGCGUGCACGUAUAG